CGUCAGACAAUAGACAAGAAAAUGCACUAACUGGUUCCAGUAUGGAAUGUGUUGGUAUAAAAGCAAAAGGCUGCAGGAUUCUUCCUCAUAAUACCUGGCAAAAUGAAGAUCCUGCUGCUCGCUGUGCUGGUGGGGCUCCUGUGUAGCACUCAAGUGCACACGCUCAGAUGUUUUACUUGUGAAAGUGAUGUGGACUGCAAGACUGCGGUAGAAUGCCCACCAUCGGCCAACUACUGCAAGACUGUUGUGAAUGGUGACACUUUCUCUCGAACCUGUGAGGACACAUGCGUUGAAGAGGUGGAUGUGACCUGCUGCCAAGAGGAUGACUGUUGAAACCGAAAGGAAGCAUCACAGCAUUCUCAACUUUUCCUUUCUGUUAAACCAACAAAAUUUUAUAAAAGAUAAUUUUAAGAUGUCACAAGCCUAUAAUGUGACAUGAUCGGAGAAAUAGUCUGCCUUUAACUCUUAUUGCUUUUGCUUGUACACUUCAUUACCCCAUGAAAACAAUAAAAUAAAAAAAUAAAAGAAAUGAAAUGAC
Molecule: messenger RNA, 538 nt
Organism: Lampris incognitus (smalleye Pacific opah)
Lineage: Eukaryota; Metazoa; Chordata; Actinopteri; Lampriformes; Lampridae
Gene: ly6d
Product: lymphocyte antigen 6 family member D
Exons: 3
Coding region: 103-333 (76 amino acids)
Source: RefSeq, a predicted model, not a curated record